Molecule: messenger RNA, 1554 nt
Organism: Aspergillus novofumigatus IBT 16806
Lineage: Eukaryota; Fungi; Ascomycota; Eurotiomycetes; Eurotiales; Aspergillaceae
Product: ankyrin repeat domain-containing protein
Exons: 1
Coding region: 1-1554 (517 amino acids)
Molecular function (GO): protein binding
Source: RefSeq, a predicted model, not a curated record
AUGUCUUCACUCGGGCCCGGUGGCCUGAGAGAAGAACGCGCACUAUUUGAAGCAAUCCACCACAACGACAUUGCUACAGUUGCCCAACUUCUGAACGAUGGAGUCUCCCCUGAUGGGCCCAGCUUAGACUGUCAUCCACUGCACGAGGCCAUUCUGCGCGGCAGACACGAAAUCAUCGCACUGCUUAUCCAGCAUGGCGUCCACGACCGGAGUGAUGAGAUGGGGACGAAUGCGCUCCACUUGGCGGCACUGAAGGGGGAUGCACAGAUCCUCGAAAUGAUUAUCAAAUACUGCAAGCAGAGAAAUUAUAGCCUUUUUGACAGGGCCGCUGCGCAGAAAGCACCGAUUCAUUUUGCAGCAAUGAGCCGCAGCCUGGAGUGUGUGCAGGUGCUACUCCGCGAAGGGGCCAGUAUCCAUGACGUGACCACGCAUGCUGAGACGCUGUUGCAUUUUGCAGCUGGGGAAAGGAGUGUAUGGGCUGAGAAAGGGAGUCAAGAAGAUGAGACGGCGUUGUUGAAAUACUUGAUUGCCGCAGGGGCAAAUGUCAAUGCGCUUACUUCAAUCCGGGAGAGCCCACUAUGGUACGCAGUGCAAGAGGACAAUCUUCCUGCUGUGAGGGAGCUGCUUGCUGCCUCUGCGAAUGUCCAGCUCCGCAAUCUCUAUGGGGAAACUGUGCUGCAUGAAGCGGCACACCAUAGUUCGCUGACUGUGGUGCAGGUGUUGGUGCAAGGUGGCGUGGAUGUUCAUGCUCGGAGCAGUUCAAAUGGAUCUAUUCUGCACCGCGCGGCAGAGGCUGGUCGUGUGGAUACUGUGCAGUGGAUACUGGGUCAUAGCAACUUGACUGUGAACGAAACUGGUAGCCAUGGUUGGACCCCAUUGCACUCUGCUGUUUUCGCCUGUCAAAGUACUAUGACCAAGUACCUCCUCGAGCACGGAGCUGACCCGACAAUUGGAUCAGAUCCAGGAAACCACACGGCUCUACAUUAUGCUGCGUUCUCGAAUCGAGGGGAGGCGGAUUCCACACUCGUCCGCUAUUUGAUCCAGUACGGCGCUAGUGUCAACGCACCGGCUGAUUCGCGCUGCUUCAAAUCCUGGGGGCAGACAGGCGAGUCGCUACACGAGUGGCUCUUUGAUCCAGAACCUGACGAGCUGGAAAUCGUUUACCCGAUUCACUGUGCUGCUUGGUCAAGUGUGCCUAGUAGGUUGGGGGCUCUACUAGAAGCAGGCGCUGAUAUCCAGGCCAGAACAAGUGUAGAUGGCAGUACUCCCUUGCAUCUGUCAGCACGAAGUGGGCUAGAGAUGGUUCGGGUUCUCCUUUCCAAUGGCGCAGACCCUAAUGCAACGGACACUGCUGGCUGCAAGAUGGCGCAUCAUUUAGUGUUUGCGUUUCGGCAGACGCCUAAGAUUGCAUGGGAGUUUCUGGUGGAGAAUCAGCUAUGGGAUGCGUCAACAGUGGAGCAAGAUUUGGAAAGAGGCAAAGUAUAUGAACAGAUGGCCAAGUGCUUUAAGACGAGGAAUAUAUUUAGCCGUCAACCACCUAUGUCCAUUGCAUAG